UAAACAAGUUACAAAACCAGCCAGGGAGCGCCCAAACAAACAAAGUUAUCUUAAGUUCUUAACAAAUAAAAUGCAGUGCCCUGUGCCCAAAUAUUUAUAAUUUUAUACCUGAUUCCUGAACCUCAGAACCUGAUACGGUGAGGUGAGGUGAGCAGUUGAGACUUGAGAGAGGCGGAGAGCAGAGAAUCAGAGAGAGGCUGAGGCGGUUCAGCUGGAGACUGGAGACUAGAGAGAGGCGGAGAGCAGAGAGUAGAGAGAAAGCUAGAGUUGAAAAAUUAGAGGUGGCGAUGUAUGCAAGGAGAUUAAAGUGUGGGCAUCGGAGAUGGGGUUCAGUGUUUCAGCCGUCCAAAGAUUUUACUAGGCCAAACUGUGUGGACCGUGCUUCUUCUCAGUCUUUGAGUCGUGCACCUAUAGCGAGGAGCCGCUCUUCACAUAAUAGUACGAUUAGAAGACAUUUUUUAGAUUCUAUUACAUCUCGUGGUGUUUUAGGUGGUAGUAGUUACAGUGGUUUACAUGGAAGGCUAAGUACGUCUUUAAAGAGUAGUCAGUUACGUGUUUAUAGUUCUAAAGGUGAUGGAAGGAACACAAGCGAGGAGGAACAUAUACCUGUCAAAGAUGGGAGUAAUAUUGAUAAGGGAAAGACUCGGCGAGAAAAAGUUAGGGAGGAUGUGAAUCGUUUUGAUGCGCAUGCUCGACUUGGGGAACAGGAUCAAAGGGAGUGGCUUAGCAAUGAGAAGCUUGCUAUUGAGAAUAAGAAGAAGGAAUCACCUUUUUUGACCAGGCGGGAGAAGUUCAAAACGGAGUUUUUGCGUAGGAUUGUGCCGUGGGAGAAGAUUUCAGUAUCCUGGGAGACAUUUCCUUAUUACAUUCAUGAACACACCAAAAAUCUAUUGGUGGAAUGUGCUGCUUCUCAUUUGAAACAUAAGAAGUUCACUACUUCUUUUGGUGCUCGGUUGACGUCUUCAAGUGGAAGAGUACUGCUUCAGAGUGUUCCAGGCACUGAACUUUACCGUGAGAGAUUAGUUAGAGCGCUUGCACGUGAUCUACAAGUUCCCCUGCUGGUGCUUGACAGCAAUGUUCUUGCUCCUUAUGAUUUUGGUGAUGAUUGUGCAUCAGAGUCUGAAUCAGAUGAUGAUGCAGAAUCUGGGGAGGAGUGUGCUUCAGAAUCAGAGGUUGAUGAUGAAAAUGAUGCGACAAAUGAAGAAGAUUGGACUAGCAGUGGUGAGGCAAGUGCAGAUGGUAGUGAUAAUGAUGAAAUUGAUGUGCAAGCAAUCGCUGAAGCAGCCCUCAAGAAGGUUAUUCCGCACAGUCUUGAAGAAUUUGAAAAGAGGGUUUCUGGAGAUUCUGAGAGUUCCCCUGAGUCGUCAAAGUCUGAGGCUGUUGAGUCUUCUGAUGACUCCAAACGACCACUUAAGAAAGGAGAUCGGGUGAAAUACAUUGGGCCAUCUGUAAACAUUGAAGCGGAUAACAGGAUCAUAUUGGGGAAGAUACCAACAUCUGAGGGUCCAAAAAAUGCUUAUACCAUUAUUCUUGGCAGGCCUUUAUCAAAUGGUCAAUGUGGGGAGGUAUAUGAGGUGAAUGGUGAUCGAGUUGCUGUCAUUUUGGAUAUUAGUGAAAAAAAAGCUAAUGAUGGAGAAGAAGAGAAAGAAAAAGAAUCUUCAAAACCCCCAAUUUAUUGGAUAGAUGCUAAGGAGAUAGAGCAUGAUAGUGACACUCAGGCAGAAGAUUGCUACGUUGCGAUGGAGGCUUUAUGUGAGGUUUUGAGAUCCAAGCAACCUCUCAUUGUCUAUUUUCCAGACUCUUCUGAAUGGUUGUCUAGGGCGGUUCCCAAGUCAAAUCGUAAGGAGUUUGUACAUAGAGUGCAGGAAAUGUUUGACCAAUUAUCAGGUCCAGUUGUUUUGAUCUGUGGGCAGAACAAAGUUGAAUCGGGGUCGAAAGAGAAAGAAAAAUUUACAAUGAUACUUCCGAAUUUUGGGCGCCUUGCUAAGCUGCCUCUACCUUUAAAGCGACUUACUGAGGGUCUUAAGGCGACAAAGAGAUCUGGUGAUAACGAAAUAUAUAAGCUCUUCACUAAUGUUUUGUGCAUAUAUCCUCCUAAGGAGGAGGAUCUACUUAGAACAUUCCAUAAACAGGUUGAAGAAGACAGGAGGAUUGUGAUAACACGUAGCAAUUUAAAUGAAUUGCAUAAGGUUCUUGAGGAACAUGAGCUGUCAUGCAUGGAACUAUUGCAUGUAAAUACUGAUGGUGUGAUAUUGACAAAAAAGAAGGCUGAGAAAGUUGUUGGCUGGGCUAAAAAUCAUUACUUGUCUUCCUGUAAUCUUCCGUUGAUAAAAGGGGAAAGAUUGUACCUACCUCGUGAAAGCCUUGAAACUGCGAUUUUGAGGUUGAAGGAGCAAGAAGCUAUAUCUCGAAAGCCCUCACAGAGUUUGAAGAACAUUGCAAAGGAUGAGUAUGAGAGCAACUUUAUUUCAGCUGUGGUGCCCCCGGGUGAAAUUGGUGUCAAGUUUGAUGAUAUAGGUGCUCUAGAAGAUGUGAAGAAGGCACUGAAUGAACUUGUUAUUCUUCCAAUGAGGAGACCGGAACUGUUUUCCCAUGGAAAUUUGUUGCGGCCUUGCAAAGGAAUAUUACUUUUUGGGCCUCCCGGAACUGGGAAAACCCUUCUUGCCAAGGCGCUUGCAACGGAAGCUGGGGCGAACUUUAUCAGCAUAACUGGUUCAACUCUUACAUCAAAGUGGUUUGGAGAUGCUGAAAAGCUUACCAAGGCUCUCUUCUCCUUUGCUAGCAAGCUUGCUCCUGUCAUUAUAUUUGUUGAUGAGGUUGACAGUCUGCUUGGUGCUCGUGGUGGUUCCUUUGAGCAUGAGGCCACUAGAAGAAUGAGAAACGAGUUUAUGGCAGCUUGGGAUGGAUUGAGGUCAAAAGAUAGCCAAAAAAUCCUCAUUCUUGGUGCCACAAACCGGCCUUUUGACCUUGAUGAUGCUGUCAUUCGUCGCUUACCAAGAAGGAUAUACGUGGACUUACCAGAUGCUGAAAAUCGUAUGAAGAUUUUGAGAAUAUUUCUUUCACAAGAGAUUCUAGAACCUGAUUUUUCAUUUGAACAACUUGCUUAUGCAACUGAAGGAUAUUCCGGUAGUGAUUUGAAGAAUCUCUGUAUUGCUGCAGCAUAUAGACCUGUCCAAGAACUUUUAGAAGAAGAAAAAAAGGGAAGCAAAAGCAAUGUAGCUCCAGCCAUACGAGCACUUAGUUUGGAUGAUUUGAUUCAGUCAAAAGCCAAGGUUGGGCCGUCAGUUGCGUAUGAUGCUGCAAGCAUGAAUGAACUAAGGAAGUGGAACGAGCAAUAUGGAGAAGGAGGAAGUCGGAGAAAAUCACCAUUUGGUUUCGGAAACUAAUUUAAUGUGUUCUAUUAAUUUAAUCUUGAAGAAAAAAAGUCCUAAUUCUGUUAUUGAUGUAUUCCAAAUAGGAAAUCUCUCUUUUUCAUCCUUUUUGAGCGGAUGAGAAAGGACAUUUUGCAAUGUCAUGUAAUGUAGUAGUGUUAUAGAAAUAGAAUAAUUUUCUUCCCUUUUCUUUUCCUUUCAAUUUUUUUCCCAGUUCUAGCUACGGCAUGUAUAUAAGUGCUAAAAUCACACAAAUUUUCUUUAGUUUUAUGAUAAGCUAUUUAAAGGAUUGAACAGCCUCAA
This is a messenger RNA of Quercus robur (English oak), 3674 nucleotides long. RefSeq lists its product as uncharacterized. Bases 288 to 3386 code for a protein of 1032 amino acids. Gene Ontology annotation, molecular function: ATP hydrolysis activity; ATP binding. The record is from RefSeq and is a predicted model, not a curated record. Lineage: Eukaryota; Viridiplantae; Streptophyta; Magnoliopsida; Fagales; Fagaceae. Gene Ontology annotation, cellular component: mitochondrial outer membrane. The transcript is spliced from 25 exons.